AUGGCAGACCAUCUUAAACGCCAGAAACGCAAGAAACUUCUUCUAUAUAUUGUUGCGUUUAUCGUGUUUCAAUCCAUUGUUAUAGCGAUCUUUGCACUCACAGUCCUGAAAGUGAAACGCCCCAAGUUUCGCGUGGCUGCUGCCUCAUUUGAGACAUAUAAUGUCUCGGCAUCGUCAUUGGAAAUGAAAAUGAAUGCUCGACUUGGUGUCAAGAACACGAAUUUCGGUCCCUACAAAUUCGACAACAGUACCAUUACCUUCUUCUACAAGGGUACACAAGUGGGGAGUGCUUCUGUUCCCAAGUCAACGGCUAAAUUUCAAUCCACCAAGAGGUUCAAUGUUACUAUAAACCUAUCAUCAACCAGUUCAGACUUGGCAACUGAUUACGGUUCUGGGAUUUUGCAGCUGAGCAGCUCAUCAAGAUUGACAGGAAAGGUGGAGCUAAUGCUGGUGAUGAAGAAGAAGAAAGCUACCAAUAUGAAUUGCACCAUGGACUUUCAUAUCCAAAGCGGGCAGCUCCAGAAUCUGAAUUGCAAAUGA
Messenger RNA from Cornus florida, 540 nucleotides. Its product is annotated as late embryogenesis abundant protein At1g64065-like. Bases 1 to 540 code for a protein of 179 amino acids. The record is from RefSeq and is a predicted model, not a curated record. Lineage: Eukaryota; Viridiplantae; Streptophyta; Magnoliopsida; Cornales; Cornaceae. The transcript has a single exon.